CUGAGUGUCAACUGAGAACUUACACUGUUGCAGUUAACCUUCAAAGACAGCAGCGCAUUGACACUGGGGUUAGUAGGAUCUAGGGAAGACGUUACCCCGAUAAUCUACAUCCUUCAGGGCCCACCAUCUAAAAUCAGAAUGGAGGGUCAAGUUGAAAAAACACAGAGCUGUGGGACAAUUUGUCUGAAAUAUCUACUUUUUCUCUUUAACAUUCUCUUUUGGCUUGCAGGAGGGGCUGUCCUGGCAGUGGGCAUGUGGACUCUGGUGGAAAAGAGCGACUACAUCAGUUUACUAAACUCCAGCUUCUACUCAGCCUCAGCUUAUAUCCUGAUAGCUGCUGGGGUCAUUGUGAUAGUGACCGGGAUAAUCGGGUGCUGUGCCACUCUGAAGGAGAUGAAGAGUCUUUUGAUUGUGUAUUUGAUCUUGUUGCUCUGUAUUUUUCUGCUGGAAAUCAUUGCUGGUGUGCUGGCCUACAUUACCUACCAAGAGCUGGAUGAGGAGCUCAGACAGAACUUGAAGGAGACAAUGCAGCAGAAAUACCAGCAGCCGGGGGAGGAGAGCAUCACGCAGGCUGUGGACAAACUUCAGCAGGAGUUUAAGUGUUGUGGCAGUCACAACUUCUCAGACUGGAGAGGCUGUGUGUGGAUCCAGGCAGCAGAGAAUGAGCGGCUCGUUCCUGAUAGCUGCUGUAAAACUCCCAGUGACCUCUGCGGCCGCAGGGACCAUCCCUCCAACAUCUACAAGGUGGAGGGUGGCUGCAUUAUGAAAUUAGAGGAAUUCUUCCUGAGUCAGUUGUAUAUUCUCGGUGCAGUGGCCAUUGGGAUUGCAUUCCUACAGCUUGUGGGGAUGAUGUUUACUUGCUGCCUUUAUCGAAAUUUUAAAGAAGAACUGUACUGAUCUGUUUUUAUAUUCUGUGAUAUCCCAUAAUGUGUUACAUCAUGAAUUGUAUAAUGCAUUGUUAGGUAUUUGAAUGUCCCAGUUAUUUACACAGUUCUGGAUGAUGUGAAGUUCCAAUUCAAUUUAUGACUUUCAAAAUAAACACACUAGAGACACUGUAAUGCUGCUGGUCAGCACCGUUCUUUUCCCGCAAAAUGCCAUUGCAUGUUUUAAGUAUCUUCCCUUUUUUUAAGAUAAUGAUGUGUGGAUGAAAUUGUAGCCAAAUAACAGCAGAGACAUAUGAGCAUGCUGUGGCUACAUUUGCAAUCCCUGUUGGUCUUGUUGUUUAUCUAUUUUUUUCCAUGAAUCACAGUGUGUUCUAAAGAGAUCAUUUAAAAAUGAAUAUAAAAAUAUGUUUUGUUUGUUAAAUUGCAAAUAAAACAAUUAAUUUCACAUUUCA
Molecule: messenger RNA, 1336 nt
Organism: Micropterus dolomieu (smallmouth bass)
Lineage: Eukaryota; Metazoa; Chordata; Actinopteri; Centrarchiformes; Centrarchidae
Gene: cd151
Product: CD151 molecule
Exons: 8
Coding region: 139-897 (252 amino acids)
Cellular component (GO): membrane
Source: RefSeq, a predicted model, not a curated record